AUGUCGCAUCCAAUCCUCUUCAACGGCUCCCUUGGUUUAGGUCUCUUACUUUCUAGCCUUGGCCUCAACGCAUCUUUCCGCCCUAAUGCCCACUUAAAAGCCCUCGAGUUUCCCAUUCCCAAAGACCCCGAGGCCAAGAAAUUCAGCCGUGCCCUCAUGCGCAUCUGGGGCAUCCGAAAUAUUUCAGUUGGUCUCUUGAUCGCACUCAUAUGGACCACUGGCGAUGAGACCCUCAUGGCAAAAGCUUUGUCACUCACUAUUGCUUUGCCAGUCACGGAUGGAUUCGUGAGCAGGAUUCUUAUCGGGGGUGGUGAGACUCAGCAUUGGGUAUUUCCACCUCUCUUGGCUGUUAUCAGUGCUGGGCUAUUCGGGUGGUUUUGA
This is a messenger RNA of Fusarium pseudograminearum CS3096, 381 nucleotides long. RefSeq lists its product as uncharacterized. The transcript has a single exon. The record is from RefSeq and is a predicted model, not a curated record. Lineage: Eukaryota; Fungi; Ascomycota; Sordariomycetes; Hypocreales; Nectriaceae. The coding region runs from base 1 to 381 and encodes 126 amino acids.